Argentina anserina (silverweed cinquefoil) is the source of this 5947-nucleotide messenger RNA. RefSeq lists its product as uncharacterized. Bases 113 to 5479 code for a protein of 1788 amino acids. The transcript has 11 exons. Gene Ontology annotation, biological process: CAAX-box protein processing. Gene Ontology annotation, cellular component: membrane. Gene Ontology annotation, molecular function: metalloendopeptidase activity. Lineage: Eukaryota; Viridiplantae; Streptophyta; Magnoliopsida; Rosales; Rosaceae. The record is from RefSeq and is a predicted model, not a curated record.
UCGCGCUCUCUCUCAAAUCUCAGUCUCUGAUUCGCUAUCUCCUUCUCUUUGUCCCCAUUUUCUUCUUCAUUUCAAACCCACCCCCCAAAAUCCACGUGAUCAUCGCCCAACUAUGAACCUUACCCAAACCAACCACCGCCUCACCUCCUCCUCCUUCGUCCCUCGUUUCCCGCCCUCCCACGCUUUUCAGAUCCGCGAGUUCCGCGUCUUCCGCCGCCGCCGACUCAAGCUCCGCCACCUCACUCUCCGCAGCCGCCUCGGUAACCCUAGCUUCCACGACUUCAUCUCGCAGCUCCCCUCCCCCAACUCCCUGCAGUUCGCCGCUCCCGCGAUCGCCUUCUUCUCCGGCGCGGCGCUGUUCCUCUCUGAUUUCUCAAAUUCAAAACGCAGCUCCGGCGAGGUCUCCGGGGAGUGGCUUCUGCUGACCAGUCCGACGCCGUUUAACCGGUCCGUGCUGGUGAGGUGUCCGGCGAUUUCGUUGGAGCUGCUGGAGGAGGUGGACGAGAGGCUGGUGAAGGAAGGCGGCAACUUCGUCAAGGUGAAUUCCGGUUGGAUUCUCUCCGGUACUACUGAGACUGAUAGUGAUGUUGUAGAAAAGUUGGAGUAUCAGAGACGCUGUGUGAACACAGACGACGGCGGCGUCGUGUCGUUGGAUUGGCCGGCGGGUUUGGACCUUGAAGAAGAGCAUGGACUGGACACCACCUUGAUUCUGGUGCCUGGCACCGCCCAAGGGAGCAUGGACCCAAAUGUCAGGUCGUUUGUGUGUGAGGCUCUCGGCCGGGGCUGUUUUCCGAUCGUCGUGAACCCUAGGGGCUGUGCUGGCUCACCUCUGACCACGCCGCGGUUAUUUUCAGCUGCUGAUAGCGAUGAUGUAUCCACUGCUGUAGAGUUCAUUAAUAAGGCGAGGUCAGGGACUACUUUGGUGGGAGUUGGCUGGGGUUACGGUGCAAACAUGUUGACAAAGUACCUGGCUGAAAUCGGGGAGAGCUCACCGCUUACGGCCGCUACUUGUAUAGACAAUCCUUUCGAUUUGGUGGAGGCCACUAAGUCCUCUCCUCAUCGAAUGGCCGUGGAUCAGCAGUUCACUGAGGGACUGAUUGAUAUUCUGAGAUCGAACAAGGAACUGUUUCAAGGAAGAGCAAAAGGUUUUGACGUGGAUCAAGCUCUCUCCGCAAAAUCUGUUCGGGAAUUUGAGAAAGCAAUCUCCAUGGUAUCUCAUGGUUAUGAUGACAUUGACGAUUUUUAUUCACAAUCAAGUACAAGAGGUGUGGUUGGGAAUGUGAAGAUUCCCGUUUUAUUUAUACAGAAGCGCGACGAUGAAUCAGCACCACCGUUAACAAUUCCACGCAGUUCAAUAGCAGAAAAUCCAUUUACAAGCCUACUCUUGUGCUCCUUUUUUCCUUCUUAUGUGGUUGACAAUUGCGGAUCUGCUCUAUCUUGGUGCCAGCGCCUAACAAUCGAGUGGCUCACAGCUGUGGAGCUUGGACUUUUAAAGGGUCGCCACCCACUUCUUAAAGAUGUGGAUCUGCCCUUUGAGCCAUCAAGAGAAUUAGCUCAUGAAGAACGUGAUGUUGCUGCUAGCUUCUGGUUAAAAUCUAAAAAGAAUUCUUCAGAUCGAUAUAUCUUGAGCCAGUCAGGUUCUUUAAAUGGAUAUGCAGCAAAUAGUACAGAGAAGAUGUUCGGAGAAACUGAUUCAGCUGCUAGCUUCUGGUUAGCAUCUAAAAAGGAUUCAUGGAGAAAGUCAGAGACUGAACAUACAGAGCUGCAAGAUGUGAAAAAUGGUGUACUGGAUAAGAUUCACACUGAUGAUCCCGCGUUGGUUGUACUGGAUAAGACUCACCCUGAUGAUCCAGCGUUGGUCAAUGAGGAGGAAGUUAAUCCUGCAGAUGGUGAAAGAGGUCAAGUGUUACAGACAGCAGAAGUUGUUAUGAACAUGCUUGAUGUAACCAUGCCAGAUAUUCUAACUGAAGAAAAGAAGAAGAAGGUCUUAGCAGCAGUUGAUCGAGGAGACACAAUAAUGCAGGCUUUGCAAGAUGCUGUGCCUGAAGAUGUUCGGGGGAAGCUAACAGCUGCUGUAUCUGGUGUUUUACAUGCUCAAGGUCCUAACCUAAAAUUUGAUCAGCUCCUGGGUGCUGUUCGAAUCCCUGAUAUAUCGGCAGGUUUGAAGCCAAAGAUCCAAGACGAGAGAAUUUCAAGCUCAGAAGGUGCAAAAGAAGACCAUCAUUCGUCUGAUGUGUUGAAAAAAUCGGAUGAUUUGUUGGAUAGCUCUGUUGACAGUCAACCGGCUGAUAAUAAGCUCCCUGGGGAACUAGAACCGGGGUCUCAUCCCUCAGAGCAAUCACCAACAAUUUUAACUCUGGAUCCUACAUUGAGCACUGAUGGGAGCGAUAUCUCUGGUUCUAUGGGGUCUCAUCCCUCAGAGCAAUCACCAACAAUUUUAACUCUGGAUCCUACAUUGAGCACUGAUGGGAGCGAUAUCUCUGGUUCUAUCAUCAAGGAUACUUCUGAAUCAGGAAGUUCUGAUUCUGAACAUCAUAACAAUAGUGCAAAGGGAUCAGAGCAGACUAAGCCUAACAAUUCCACUGGAGUAAUUGUCGAGGACAAGAGGAAGCAAGAUGGAGGAGAUGCUCAGUUAGACACAAAAGUUGAGGAAGGUAAUGAUAAUCAAAAGAAGGAAAACAAGAAUACACAGCCUGUAAUAGAUGAAAGCAAGUCUGAUACAUCUGAUUCCAAUGCCCCAGCACCUAGUACCUCAACACCUAAUGCUCCGGCACCUGGUGUCCCAGAACCUAAUGCCCCGGCACCUAGUGUCCCGGCGCCUAAUGCCCCAGCAUUUAGUGUUACUGAGGCAUUUGAUGCCUUAACAGGGAUGGAUGAUUCCACCCAAAUGGCAGUUAGCAAUGUUUUUGGGGUUUUAGAAAAUAUGAUUACUCAAUUGGAGGAGAGUGCCGAUGAUGAAAAUGAAGCAAACAAGAGUGAUUCUGCAUCUCUAAAGGAGAAUCCUGGUGGUGACAAUAUUCAAGAAAAUUCAGAAAUCAGUAAGUCGGACCAGCGUGUUCAUGUUGAUGGAUUAAGCGAUAUUUCUGUAUCUAAUGGUCAUGUCAAUGCUAUCGACCAGCAGCCUGAUGCAACAACUGUCUUGGAAGAGAAGCCUGCUCAAAGCCCUGUAUCAAUUAAAGCAAAUGGUAUCAGUUCACUGGGAAGUGACAGAGUUAAUCAGGUAGGUGAGGACAAUACUGAGAUGAGGGAUCAGAUGGUUGGUAUCGAUCAUGUAAACAAUGUACCACCUUGCUUGACUUCAAUACCACCUUGCAUAACUUCAAUCUCUAGUGGGGUGCAUAAUUAUCUUCUUUCAAAGGUUCGUGCCCAAUCACUAGAUUUAGAUGCAACCGCUUCUUUAUUGCUGGACUAUUUUCCAGAAGAAGGUCAGUGGAAACUCCUCGAGCAACCUGGAAAUGUUGGGGAUUCUGUUGAUGAUGUGGUUGCUCAGAAGGUUGAGGCACAGAAAUCUGUUGAUGAUGAAGUUAUUGAACCAGCUUAUAUAAUUUUAGAUACAGAAAAGCAUCAGGAGCCAGUAAAAGAAUAUGAAGCGGUAGAUAUUGUUGAAGAGAGGGUUGAAAUUGGUGAAGAUGAAAGAGAGGACUUUGGGGAGUUUGUGAGAAAUACUAUAUUGGAUAAUUUGACGGUUGAAGUUGGUCGCAGACAAAGUGCUGCUGACAUAGAAAUAAUGGAACCAUAUCUUACCAGAGAAUUGGAACAAGUGGCUAAUGCUGUAUCGUUUUCUGUUGGAAAUGCCUAUGAUCCACGUUUGGAAGUUGAGUACCAUAGUGUUGGCUCAGAAAAAGUCGGUACCCUUCAUGGAGAGCAUGUGAUUACAGCCAUAUCAUCUGCUGUUCAAGAGACUAGCUUCUUAAGAAGAGUAGUGCCAGUUGGUGUAAUAGUAGGCUCAAGCUUAGCUGCACUGAGAAAAUAUUUUGUUGUGGCCACAGUGCGAGAUAGUGGCCACGCGAAACCUCCAAUUCUUAGUCAAGCUAAAAUGUCUGGAGAGCAUGAUAUGGCUAAAGUUAGAGGCACAGAGAUUCACCACGUGGCUGUUGAUAAGUCUGAUCAUGUUACAAGGUCGGACAGUUUGAUUGAUCAGAAAGAGGAAAAGAUGGAGUCGGUUGAUAAGAAAGAGGAAAAAACGGAGUUGAAGAACUUAAACAACAGUGUUAUGGUUGGUGCUGUUACAGCUGCCCUUGGAGCGUCUGCUUUAUUGGUGGACCACCAGGAUUCAAUCACCGGCAAUGAAACUUCUGGGAGUUCAUUACAGCCCAUCAAGAUGAAUAGUAAUGGUCAGAUGGAGCCCGAGAAUCCUGAGGAGGCACCUGACAAACACCAAAGUAACAUUGUCACGAGCCUUGCUGAGAAAGCUAUGUCAGUUGCUGGCCCUGUCGUACCCAAGAACCAAGAUGGUGGACUGGAUCAAGAAAGAUUGGUCGCAAUGAUGGUUGAUAUGGGACAAAAUGGUGGCAUGUUGAGGCUAGUUGGCAAGCUUGCUUUGCUCUGGGGUGGUAUGCGUGGUGCAAUGAGUUUGACUGACAAGCUAAUCCAGUUUCUUCAUCUAUCUGAGCGUCCCUUGUACCAAAGGAUUUUGGGUUUUGCUGGUAUGACACUUGUUUUAUGGUCACCAGUUGCUGUCCCACUACUUCCAACAUUUAUGCAAAGCUGGGCAACUCAUACCCCCUCCAGAAUGGCUGAUCUUGCUUGCAUUAUUGGCCUCUACGCUGCAUUCAUGAUACUUGUUACAUUAUGGGGAAAAAGAAUACGUGGAUAUGAAGAUCCCCUUGCAGAAUAUGGGCUGGAUUUGACGUCAUUGCCAAAGUUGUUCGAUCUUUUCAAGGGGUUGAUUGGUGGAGCAGUGCUUGUUUUGUCAAUGCAAUCUGCAAAUGCAUUACUUGGCUGUGUAGAUAUCUCUUGGCCUUCCACUCCAUCUUCUUUAGAUGCCAUGAAAUUGCUCCAAGUGUCUGGACAAGUACUUAAGUUGGUUGGUCAAAGUAUCUUAACAGCAACUGGCGUUGCUCUUGUGGAAGAAUUAUUCUUCAGGUCAUGGCUCCCUCAAGAAAUUGCUGCAGAUCUUGGAUAUCAUCGAUCUAUAAUAUUAUCAGGACUUGCAUUCUCAUUAUGCCAGAGGUCUCUGUGGGCAAUACCAGGACUUUGGCUGCUAUCUGUGAGUUUAGCUGGUGCUCGGCAAAGAAACCAAGGCAGCCUUUCUGUUCCAAUUGGGUUGCGUGCAGGAAUGCUUGCUUCAAGUUUCAUCUUACAGAGGGGUGGUUUUCUAACCUACCGGGCUAACUCUCCUCUUUGGAUUAUCGGAACACACCAUUUUGAACCAUUCAGUGGGCUAACUGGUUUUGCAUUCGCUUUAUUAUUGGCAAUAAUUCUAUACCCGAGAGAGCCUCUGCCUACAGAGAGUAUGGAAAGUACAACUGAGGAAUAACUAUAUCUGAUACCAGUGAACAUGUUAUCGAUGAUGUUAAGGCGUUUUGACCCUGAAACCAGGAACAGCCUAGGGGUUAUGGGGAAGCAAGUACAACAAAGACCAGGUUCAAAGGUGGAAAGGAAAUUGAAAGUUGAAAGUGCUUCAUAGUAGCUUUUGAUCUUUCAUGACAGAUGGUCACCAAGGCUGUGUAUAUACAUACAAAAUCAAAGGUGGUAGGCAAUUCCGUGACUAGGAAAUGAGCUCGUGUCUUCAAUCAUCAUCCCCAUAUGAUCCGAUCAAGUGCUCUUGACUGCAACUUCAACUCUUUUUGCUUCUUCGGUUCUUCCCAUCACUAUACAUGUAUAUAUAUGUAUGUAUAGUGAUAAGUACUAAUACUGUAAAAAUAUAUAGAAGGAACUGCAUAUAUUGCAGCUGUAAAAAUACUGUACAUUUGUAAUAAGUAAUAACCAAGUCCAAAUGCCAAUA